Messenger RNA from Tribolium castaneum (red flour beetle), 13725 nucleotides. RefSeq names its product centromere protein F. The record is from RefSeq and is a predicted model, not a curated record. NCBI's taxonomy places the organism in Eukaryota, Metazoa, Arthropoda, Insecta, Coleoptera, Tenebrionidae. The coding region runs from base 113 to 13657 and encodes 4514 amino acids. The transcript is spliced from 38 exons.
UUGACAAGUUUUGUUUUGUUGUCACACGAAACGAAGAAAAUGGACGUUAACUGAAUGACAUCAACUGAAGAAAAAUCCGUCUAAAUUUAUCAGUAAAACCUAAAACUCAAAAAUGUCCUACGUAAACAAGAAGAUCCGGGUUUUCAAAGAAGCCGGCGACAUAGAAAUCCACCGGAAACGUUCCGAUGGCCGGAUGAAAACCUACACAUCGGCGACCGACGCCAGAGCUUGGUGUGAUAGCACGGAAGAUCGAAGACAACACAUUUUAGAUUUAGUUAGACAAGGAGAUGGGAAAGGCUUAUCUUUAGGAAAAUACAUACCGAUUGAAGCAAUCAUUGACAUCCUCUUAGCCAAUAAGAAUAACGAUAUUAAAAGACUACAAAGGGAAAUCGAGGAGCUUAAGAAAUUCAUCAAAGACCACGGCCUUCACUACGAGGAAAAACCAAUACAAGUCAUAGAACCUGUGAAGAGCACAGGAGGAGAGGGAACUUCCGGAGUCGGAGGAGCACAGCCUGGGGAGGAGUUCUCAGCCAGGAUGGGCCAAAGUCCUGCAGGAAUUUCCGAUACUGAAGGACGUGGAGGAGUUCCCGGUCCUGAAACACGUGAAGGAGUUUCAGGGGCAGGUGGACGUGGAGGAGUUCCCGAUUCUGAAACACGUGGAGGAGCUCCCGGUGGACGUGGAGGAGUUCCCGAUUCUGAAACACGUGGAGGAGCUCCCAGUGGUCGUGGAGUUCCCGAUUCUGAAACACGUGGAGGAGUUUCAGGAGCAGGUGGACGUGGAGGAAUUCCCGAUUCUGAAACAGGUGGUCGUGGAGGAGUUCCCGAUUCUGAAGGACGUGGAGGAACUCCAGGUCUUUCAGAUGCGAGAGGACGUGGGGAAAUUUUUGAUACAGGACGGGAAAAAGGAGCUGCGGAAACAGCAGGAACCGAUGGCAAAGGAACGAAACCUGGAAGUCAAAAGACUGAACUUUCAGAUCUUGAUGAAUACGAAACAGGGACUACAAGUGGGACUGAUAGGUCAAAACGAAGCGCUUCACCGCCUCGAGGACAACAAGUCGGCAGCAAAAAGGGUGGCCCAAGCGGGCAAUAUCAGGGUGAAGAUUCUACCACAACUGGCGGUACUUCAACUCCAGGUUUUGUUACCGAUAGUAGCGAUUAUGAGGAUCGGUCGUCUCCAAGAUUUCGACCGGUUUCCAAAGAAGAUGAGAAAGCAGCUGCAGCUUUGCUUGCAGGAAAAUCACCAGAUGAUCAAUUGCUUGCUUUGAAGAGUGCACUCGCGGAUGCUGAAAAUUACUACAACGACCAAAAUAGCAUUGCUCACGAAGCGAUCGAGAAAUUGGAAAACAUUAAAGAUAUAGUAGAUGGAGGUGAGGGCAACUUAACUCCGAAACGACCCUCACCUGCACACUCAAAGAAACAGUCGUUUGCUCUUGGAAAAUCACCCGACGAAAGGAAAACUUCUCCCUCGUACGCAGCUAAGGAAUCAUCUGGUGGUGCCAAAGCAGCUACUGGUGCCUACGAUGACGGAAGAUCUAAGAAGGGACAAUCACCAGCUGUUGAACACGCACCAGCUGGUGGAAGAGCCUACGAAGAUGGAGGAAGAUCGAGAGCAGCAACGGAUUCGUCAGCUCCUGGUGGAAAACCAUCAGCGAGAGGUUAUGACCAAAUUUCCGACUCGUGUAAGAACGAGAUCGAAGCCUUGGAGCGUGAAAUCGCAACAAUGAAAUCAAUGUCGUCGCCUGAAUCAAACAUCAUCAAACGUGAAGUUGACGUUUUGAAAAAAUACUGCUCCCAAUUGGCUGCAAUUCAACAGGACAAUGCCGACUUGAAGCGAGAGCGUGAUAUUUUAAAAGAUGGACUAACAUCAGCAGGUGGUGCCGAUAACACCCUCAAAGACAAGUUGAAGAAACUUGAUGAUGUUACCCAAGAACGCGAUCGUUUGAAAGCUAGAGUAAAAGAGUUGGAGCAACAAUUGGGUGGUUAUAGUGGUUUGCCUGAGGAAGUGGACCAGUUUAGGGAGAAGGAACCGGCUUUGGAUUCGUUGAGGGAAGAUGUGAGUGAUUUGAGGAGGCGUUUGGACCGCUUGGAGGGUCUUGAAGAUGACGUCCGAUCCUUAAGGGAUAGAGCGUCAACCACCAUACAACCGGCGGGUGAUUCACUUGAAAAAGAUAAACUUUUGGCUAGAAUUGCCGAAUUGGAGAAGGAAAACGAUAAUUGUAAAUGUAAAUUGAAAGAGAUUGAAAUAUGUAAGGUCGAGAAGAACUGUAUGAAGAUGCGUCUGGAAGACUUGUCGCGCAUUCAGAAAGACUACGAAGAUUUGUUGAAGAAGACGCAAGGUUUUGACGCACUUAAGGCCGAUUGUGCCAUGUAUAAAGCAAAAUAUGAAGAACUGAAGAAGAUGGAAGCUGAAUGCAACGAACUUCGGGCCAAGUGUCAACGAGUCGAAGAGCUCGAAAACGAGAGAAGACUUUUGAUGAAAGAAAUUGAAAAUUGCGAGUGUUGUAUGAAUAAUCAAGAGGACGAAAUCAAGCGCCUGGCCUGCCACAUUGACUGUCUAACCCAAGAUUUGGACAAGAGACAGGAUGAAAUGAAAGUUAAAGUUCUAACAAUGCGAGCGCAUUUAGAAAAGAAGGACUGUCUUAUUGCCAAGUCGGAACAGCAAUUGGCAGACGUCCAAGAUCAGUUGCGAACUUCCAUUGAGAGUCUUUCCUGUGAGACGAAUUGCCUCCGAAACAGAAUCGAUGAAUUAGAAGACGAACUAAAAGCAAAAGAUAAAGUUUGCAAAAAUCUGGAAGAGACAAAUAAAUCCUUGAAACAAAAUCUAGAAAACGAGAAAAACAUGAAAAUGAAACUGGAGGAAGCUCUAAGAAAAGCGAUCCGAAGCGACGAACACUUGAAGCAAAUGCUCAAACAAGCCAAAUGUGCUAUCAAGUGUAUCACCCAAAAAUUGGAAAAGCACGAUAUUGUCGGUAUGGGCCGCUUGGAGUUGGAAAGGGAGAAUUAUUUACGCAAAAUCAAAGAACUUGAAGAAGGAAUGACUGAACAGUCUUGUGGUGCUGACAGAAUUGCCGAACUAGAAGAGGAAUUAAUGCGUUCCCAUGCCCUUAAUAAAUGUCUUAGGGACACUUUAGAACAACUAAAACUUGCCGAUAAUUCGGGUGAGCAACCGUGCGGUGCUGAAAGAAUAGCCGAGCUGGAAGAAGAAUUGAUGAACCUCUCUGCUGAGAAUAAGAGACUCAAGGAUAGUUUGGAGCAGCUGAAAGGAGCAGCUCAAGAGAAUGAAGCGUUGCGUAAAAUUGCAGGCGAGCUUCAAAACGCUGCCAAGUCGCAAGUUAAUAGGCUUGAAGACACGAGUCACGAAUUGGGUGAUCAAUGUGAGGAGCUUCGAGCCAGUUUGGCCGAGAAGGAGAAGCUUGUACAGGAUUUAACCAAACAGUUGGAACUUGAAAGGAAGCGGAGAGAAGAGGCGGAAAAAGCUUUGGAAACUUUGUCGGCAAGUGGUGAAGUUGAUCAAGCCGAGUUGAAUAAAUUAAAAGCACAAAUGAAUGUUUUAAAUGCUGAGAUUGAUCGGCUCCAUUUCGAUUUAGAGAAUCAGAGACGAGAGUGCGAUGAAACGGUAAAUCGGCUCAAAGCGAAAAUGGAACAGAUUGAAAAUGAUAAUCUGAGGUAUAAAAAGUUGGAAGAGGCGCAUGGAGAUGUGAGUACUGAUGCUGAUAGGUACAAGAAGGAAGCGCAGCUUAUUAGAGAAGAGUUGGAUAAGUGUCGGAAAGAAAACGAGGCGUUGAAAGCUGAUUUGGAGAAGUGUAGAAGAGAUGGGGAUAGUCUGAGAAAUGAAUUGGACAAGUUUAAGAAACAGAACGAUGAUUUCCAAUUGGAGAUGGAUAGGGUUAAGAAAGAGAAUGAGUUUCUUAAAUCAGGGCUAGAAAUGUCGAAAGAUAAAAAAAUAAAAAGUGAGUCAGAAAUCGGGAAACUUAAAGAUGAAUUGGCUGUUAAGUCUGCACUUGAGAUUGAAAAUAAAAGCUUGAAAGACGAGACGAAUCGUUUGAAGCAAGAGUUGGCUGCAAAAACUGGUCUCGAGCAAGAAAAUAAAAGUUUGAAGGAAGAUUUGAAUAAGUUGAAGCAAGAGUUGGCGUCGAAAGACGCCCUCGAUAAAGAGAAUAAAAGUUUGAAGGAUGAGCUUAAUAAGUUGAAACAGGACUUGGCGUCAAAAGAUGCCUUAGAUAAGGAAAAUAAAAGUUUAAAAGAUGAGCUUAACAAGUUGAAACAGGAGUUGGCGGCUGCAAAACAAGACACGUCAAAAGGGGAUAGUGAUAAUGAAAAUAAGAGACUUAAAGAUGACGUUAAAAAUCUCAAAUCCGAGAACCAAAGCCUCAAGGAUGAGAAUAAAAGUCUCAAGGAUGAGUUAAAUAAGCUGAAACAAGAGCUGGCUAAUCGAGCUGGGGUGGUGCAGGAUGAUAGUAAAGAUAAGGAGUUUGCCAAAGAACGUGACGAUCUUUUGAAACAAAUUGCCGCUCAAAAGAAAGAAAUUGCCGACUUGUUGGAUAAGAUUAAACAACCGGCCAAGUCUGAAGACACCACGACUCUCAAAGAAUUGGAAAAUAGGAACAAGGAGAAUCAGAAAUUGCGAUCGACGAUUGAAGAUUUAGAAAGGCAGCUAAAGGAGCUCCAGAAAGCUCAAAUGGACGUUCCUAAAGCUUCCCCCGAAAUUGAUAAAGUCGUAAAUGAUCUCAAGCAGAGUCUUGAGAAGGAAGAAGCCCGAGCCCGAGAUUUGGAAGACAAAUUGAAGAAAGCUCAAGAUGAUAAUGAUGGUCUCCGAAAGAAGGUUAAUGAAUUGGAAAAUUCUUUGAAGAAGUGUCAGGACGGUAAUGAAGACUUGAAAAAACGUAUAGCCGAGUUGAAAGCUCAAGGUGACAUUCUUAAAAAGAAAGCGAUAGAACAAGAGAUUGCUCAAAUUCCUGUGGGUGAAGAUGGUGAUAGAGUCAAAGCACUGGAAGCAGAACUAGCGAAACGUAAAAAAGAAUGUGACGAUAUGAUCGCCUCACUGAAAGAACAAUACGAUCGAGAUAUCAAAAACUUGCAAAAUCAGAAUGAAGCAGCGAUUGAUAAAUUGCAAAAACAGCACCAGGAAGAAUUGAAGAAACUAAACGAUGAACGUGAGAAAGAGGCUGGUAAGUUUAAAGAAGAACUAAAGGAGAUGAAUCGAGUGAAGCGAAGUCUGAGUAUUGAAAAGAAGAAACCACCACCGAAACCGAAGAAAGAAGAACCGCCACCAAUUGAAGCAGUUCAAGCCGAAGCAGAAGAACCACCUCCAGUCAUUAAAGAACCUUCCGUCAAAGAGCCCUCCGUCAAAGAGCCCUCCGUCAAAGAGCCUUCCGUCAAAGAGCCUUCCAUCAAAGAACAACCAGAGGAAAAGAAGAAGAAAUUAUCGAUUAAGACGUUCGACGAUGUUUGCAUUUGUGGUAAACUACCAAUGGUUAUACCCAUUGGUGCAGUGUCAGCACCACAACAACCUCCAUGUCCAUGCCCACCACCCCAACCAUAUGUUCCGUACCCUCCCCAAUACCAAAUGGUUCCUCAGCAAAUGCCAACAAUGCCGCCUUGUAUGCAAAUGCCACCACCGCAGAUGCAUCAACCCAUAAUUACUUGCGGCCACAAAGAGGAGAAAGUCAACUCAAUUAAAAAAAUCGUAGAGUUGGAAAAUCGCUUAUUGUUGAAGCAACAACACACCAAGGAGAAAAUUGAUUCGCUUCAAAGCACUGUUAAUAAGUUCAAAAGAGAGUUGGAGCUGGAAAGGCAGAGAAAUAGCGAUCUGGUGAACAGACACACGAAUCAAUCGAAGACUAUCGCUAACAUGAAGGUGGAAAUGGAUUUGGUCAAGAAGGAGAACGUUCAAGAUAAGAGGAGAUUGGAACAAUUGAACAUCACUUUGAAGAAUAUUUUGGAAAAGGGGUCAGGGACAAUGUGUUUGUGUCCUAAAACCGCCGUGAGGAGCGGAAUACCUCAUUUCCAUACCGAAUUGUCUGUGGUGAAAGCCGACGAUAAUAAAUACAAGCAUAACUGCGUCCUGAGAAAAGGUCCUUGUUCGUGUGGUGUUGGUGAUAAGAGCUCCGAUUCCUUUGAUAUAGAUGAGGAAUUUUUUGACGAACAAACCCUAAGCCGUCGUACAUGCGUAUUGAAAAUGAAAAAAAACUUUGCUAUAGGUCCUAGAAGCUCGUCAGAACCUUCCCUUGCCCAAAUACUGCUCCAUUCAGCCGAGUUGGCAAAGCCCGAAACCUUGACAUCCGUUCAAUCGAAUGACAACCAAAAUUUGAAAAGUCGUGUCAGCGACCUCGAAACCACUUUAGCCCAAAAAGAACAAACCGUUGAAAUCCUCCGUGAAAAACUCGACCUCGCCAUGAAAGACAAACAGAUCCUGAAGGACUCCAUAGUGAAGAUCACCAAAAAUUGCGUGUGCGCACUGAAGAACAAGAUAAUGGACGAAGCAACGGCGGAUUUAACAACCAAACUUGAAGAAAAAGAACGCCAAAUCCACGACCUGCAAGAAGAACGAACCGUUCUAAGCAGAGAAGUGCAAGACUGUGAAAACUACAUCAGCAAUCAGGUGGACCAAAUGAAGAAACUUGCUUCGUACAUUGACCGCUUGACCCAAAAUUCGGAAAAACUGCAAGUGGAACGCAAAUCCAAAACAUCAACUGUGUCUAAUCUCAAUGGGGAGAACUGUAGCUGUGACUCUAAACGGAUUAAGGAGCUGGAAGCGAGAAUCAAUCGCUACAAAGCGAGGCUGAACUCGAAAGACGAAAGUAUCAAAUCUCUGCAGGAACAGCUCGAAUUUGAGCGGAUUUCUCGUGAGAAGCUUGAGGAAGCUUUCCUUCGGACGGCAAAAAUUUACGAGGAUUUGGUCCACCAGAACCAAGGUCUUGGAAAUAUGAAGUACGAAUACGAGGCUUGUAAAGCACAAUGUGAGCAGUUUAGAGCCACAUGUGAAGAUCUCCGUUUCAAAGCACGAAAAGUAGAAGAGUUGGAACGAGAGAUUAACCAUUGCAACUGCUACAUGGUGAAUCAAGAUAACCGAAUCACCCAACUUCUGGAAGAUAUAGAAGUGAUGGCGCAACGAGAAAACGAAAUGAAAAUCACCAUCUUAAACAUGGAAACCACUUUGGAGGAAUACAACGAGAAAUUUGAAAAAUGCCAAAACGAGAAAGCGUCCUUGAAGGAUAGAAUAGAAGCGCUUGAAACACAAAUUGAGGAUUACGACAAUAUCGUAGCCCUGAAGGAAGAAACCAAUAAAACACUUGCGGACAAUUUAGAAAAGGAAAAAGCAGCAAAAGCCAAACUUGAAUCUUCGCUUGAUACAAUUGUCAAGACGGACAAACACUUGAAAGAAAUGUUGACACAAGCCAGGCAAGCAAUGAAGACAAUCACCCAAAGACUGGAAGAGUGUGACAUCGAACGGCUGGAAACACAAAGAGACAACCAAAUGAAAAUAUCCGAGCUGGAAAACGAGCUCAUCCUUGCUAACGCCACCAUCAAAAAACUCAAGGAAAAUCUCGACCAAAUGAAAGGUGUGAUGGACAAAAACGUCGCCUUGAGGACACUCUCAGCCCAACUGCACGAAUCUGCCAACCUCCAAGUGGCACAACUCAAAUCAGCGAACGAAGAUUUGUCCAGACGUAGCCAAAAAAUGGUGGAAAUGUACGAUUAUCUCAAGCAGGUGUUGUACGAAAAAGACAAGACUUUUGAGGACUUGAGGAACCACUUGGUGUCUUUGAGACAACGCCUGGAUAACGAACAGAAACUGAGGGAAGAUACGGAAAAUAUUUUGGCUGAUGUGGCAGCUACCGGGGAUUCGGAACUAAGCGAACUUAGAAACGUGAUAAGUGUUCUUAAAAACGAGAUUUGUUGUUUGCACUGCGAAUUGGAGGAUCUGAUGAAUACGACAACGGCAGGUCGCUUGAAAACACGAGUGAAAGAACUUGAAGUCGAGGUUGAAGUUUUAAAGUGCGAAAGGGACAAGUAUCGUAAGUAUUUGGAAAAGGUUUUGCCUGGUUAUGUUGACCCCGAAGAGUUGGAACGUCUCCACAACGAACUGAAUCAAAUGACUGAGGAAACAGCCCGUUUAAAUGAAGAACUCCAAAGGCAGAAGAAACUACGAAUUGAUACCGUGACGGGAUUGCAAAUGAAAAUCGAAAAACAGGAAAAGGAAAAUAAAAUGAUUAAAGAACAAAUCAGGGAAAGCAUAGAACAGAAGAAACGCCGCGAUCCGACUUUACCAAACGUUGUUUUCGUCGAAAAGAAAGACAAAGAGGAUGGCGGUGUUGAAUAUCGAUACUUGUACGGUAUUGCCGAAGAGAAGAAAAAGUCAAUACAGCCGCCCCAACAAGACUAUUACAAAUACGAGUGUUAUACUGUGGAAAAUGGAAUCGAGAAGAGAGUGUUUCUAGGACCUUUGCACUUAACAUACAUUGAUGGUGACGGUGAAGUGCAAUAUUUCUCAAUUGAUCCUAAAACAGCAACUCCCCGAAAGGAAUUCUACGUGAAAGAACGUGGCCAAAACAAGAAAAUUUUAUGGAAUUUGAAGACCGGUCCCUUCAAACUUAACAUAGAAGAAGAGGUCAGUUUGAAGCAAAAAUACGAGGACGCUACUAGAGAAAUAAAUCGGUUGCAAAGUAGACUCGAGUUUGUCAAAACUGAGACUAGCGGUUUGGGCGAAAAACUAAUAAAGGACGCUCGAGACAUAAACGAUAUUGAUUCAAAGAUAACAUCUGCCAUUUCGGAAGCUGUAACUCUGCAAAAACAGUUGGAUAUGCCAAGAAGCAGAAGCCAGGAGUCGUUUUCACAAGAACGUGAAACUCUCACUCGAGAAAUCGAAAAGCAAAAGAGAGAGAUUGCCGAUUUGUUGCGCAAAAUUCAAGACUCCUCUUCGGUCGGUCAUGACGCUCUGAAGGAGCUUGAAAGUAAGAAAGAGGAGAAUGAAAAGUUAAAAACAAUGGUUCGGGAUUUGGAGAGACAGCUUCAGAAUGCCCAGUUUAAGGUUGAGAUACCGAAAAGUUCGCCACAGGUUGAUACUUUAGUUGAGAAUCUCAAACAUCAUCUCGAGAAGGAACAGAAACGAGUCAAUGAGUUGGAAGACUUGUUGCACACGUGUCAGAAGAACGAGAAAGAAGUCAAGAAGGAAAAUGCAAAUCUCAAGUCGGAAAUUACGACUCUUAAAAGGGACAAAAGGAUGUCCACAGCUAGUCAUUUGUUUGUGAAUCAGUUGCAACAAGUCGAUGAUAAUUUAAAGGAUUGGCAAAAUCAGAUUAAUAAUAACGUCUCUCACGUUCAGAAACAAGUCAAUGAUAUCAUAGAUAAAUUGGAAGGAGCGCCGGGAAAUACCGACGUCGUUCAAAAACUUUUGGAGGGUAUUAAACACUUCGAAGCUGAUUUGGUGGACAAUGUUGUUAAUAAAAAACGAGUGGCACUGACUAAUGAUUUGCAAGAGAAACAAAUCAAUGAGUUGGAAAAACAGUUAAGCGACCUACGCCAAAUUAUACACAAUUUGGAAGAAGAGAAAGAAAAUGCUAAAAAGUUGGCACCAACGCAACAAUUGGAGGAGCAGUUGAGAGAAUAUCAACGGAAAAAUGCUGAUUUAAACAGGGAGCUUGAACAGCUCAGAAAGAGUCAAAGAGACGCUCGGAGAAGUAUCGAUUCAGAUUUUAGGCAUAAGAGAAUUUCGGAAGUAAUAAGUAAAGACAGUCUGACUGAUAAAGACGCACGUGUCAAAGAAUUAGAGGACACACUGCACCAGUGGCAAAGAGAUUACGAUCUAGAAGUGGGGAAACUUAAAAAGGAGAUUGAAAAACUGAUGAUGAGAGGAAAUUUGCCACAAGGUUGUGAAGCCCACGAAACGCUAAUAAGAGAAUUGAAGAAUGAUCUUGAAAAAUCACAACGAAAAAACGAAAAUUACGAACGGAAAAUUGCACACCUGGAGGGCGAAAACGAAAAUCUGCUCACAAUGAUGGACAAAUAUGAAGGAUCGAUUGACAGCGCUGCGGAUGAUAAAAAAGUACGAGAUCUGGUCGAACAUUUGCGAGAGCUUCAGAGAAAAAAUGAGGCUCUCAAAACACGGACAAUUCAACUCGAACUGGAACACGGACGAAUGAAAAACGAUCUCGAUAGACUUGUCGGUCAGGAGAAUAAAUCAUACGAGAAGGAAAUGCAACGUUUGAGAGACUUGGAAAGACAGUCGGCAAGAAGUCAGGACAAAUAUCAAAACUUGAAAAAAAGAUUAAUGAAAUUGGAGAUUGAGAAUAAGAAUUUGAAGAAGGAAUACAUCGAUACGUUAAUAGCCAAAGAGAAAAUUUCGCUCAAAAGUCGCGAACAAGAACAGAGGUUGAGAGAAACGAACAAGUUGUUGCGCAAAUGCCAAGACAAGAAGCAAACUUUGACCAUGAGGAUGCUCAAGGCACAGGUGGAUCAUGAUGAUUUGAAGAAACAGCUAGAGAUUGAUUCACAAAAUAUCGAAAAUGAAAAUUGUAUGAAGAUUCAAAAUAUAAAUAAAGAAUUGAUUAUUAGGAACGCACAACUCGAGGAAGAAAAUAAUUAUUUGAAGAAUCUCAUUCCGGAAGAAGAACGGGCAAAAGUGGCUCAGAUUGAAUCGCAAAUGGUUGAUGUGGACGAAGAGUUGAAAAAAUUCAAUGAACAGGCAGAGUUCAAGGCGAGAAUUGCCCACUUGGAGAUGGAAAAUGCUCUAAUGAAGAAGGAACUUGAAGCUGUUAAAGCGAAAGACGUUUCGUCGUUUGAAUAUGAGACAGAGAAACGUUCGGCUGAUAAUUUACAAAUUCGAGCCGUAGAACUGGAAAUUGAAAAUGAAUUUUUGCGGAGCGAACUUACAGACCGAGAAAAAAUUUCAUACGAUAAUGGAAUAAACGAAAGGAAAAUCAACGAACUGGAAGAAGAGAUACAAAGGCUGAACGAAGCCAACGAAAAAUUACAGAUGAAAAAUGUUGACUUGGAACUCGACCAUCAAUACAUGAAGGAUGAACUAGAUCGUAUCUCAAAAGUUCGGCAAAAACUUGAAAGCGAAAUCCCGAGCAAAGAUGUAGAAAAACAAAACCACAGCUUGAAGCUCAAGAACGACCAUUUGGAGCUUGAAAUCAAAAAAUUGAAGGUUCAGCUCGAAAAUAUGGGCAAGGAACAGAUAUCUUUGCAAUCACACAUCCAAGAAAAACGUUUGAAAGAAAUGGAAGCGUUGAUUAACGAAUACGAAACAAUGAGACACACACCAGUGGAACGCACUUUGAAAAGAGAAAAUCUUGACAAUGUGGAGGAAGUUGAGGAGAAAAUGCAAGAGUGGCAAGAACAAUUCCGGCCACAGUUGUUAGACAUGAAGAAAGAUCUUGAGAAACUUAUGGGCAAAAGUCGAAGUGGGACCAAUUUAAAACAGAUUGAGGAACAAUUGCGCGAAGCUAAAACCAAAGUGGCACAUCUUGAAACAGAAAACAGGAAUUUGAAAGUCGAAAAUGAAAUAAUACGCAAAGGGAUUCCAGCAAAUGAGGCUAAAUUGGUCAGAGACGUGGAACAGAUUUUGAAAAAUUUGCCAAAACCUGAAUUCGCACCUAAAAGUGUCGACCAGAAGAAGCUUAAAGACCUGGAGGCACGACUGAGAGAAUGUCAGCAAGUGAACGACCAUUUACGCAAUGAAAAAAUUGCGCUUGAUAAACACGUCCAAUCUAAACGAAUACAAGACCUGGAAACGCAAAUACGUGAACACCGAUUUAGAGAUUCUUCUUCGAAAACUGAUCUUAGAUUACGUGGGCAAAAAUCAAUCAUGCUUGACUUCCAAGAUAUGAGAGUUAAACAAUUGGAGGAUGAACUAGGGGCUUGUCAGAACAGAAACGAAGCAUUGAAAGCCGAAUUGGAGACUUUACGUCGUGAAAGUGUGGCGACAAAUAGCGACGCAAGCACGAAAUUCCAAGAGUGUCAAAAACAGAAUCUACUAUUGAAGGACGAACUGGAAAGGCUUCGUAAAAUCAACGAUUUGCAACAAAAAUUAGCAAAAGAUUUGGACAAACAACUGCGUGAGUGUAAGAUGAAUUUGGAGGAGUGUCAGAGAGAUGUGAAAAGUUCAAAAGACCGAAAAGUCUCGUUUCAUAAUAUUCAUGUCAAUGUUAAUGAUCUUACUACCGAAGAAUUGGUCGCAGAACUGGAACGAUUGAGUAACGAAUGCGAACAACAAAGACGCAUGAUUCACGAGUUGGAAGAAAGUUUGAGGAAAUGUCGAGAAAAUAACAGGGAGUUUAAGCAAGAAAACGACGAGUUGAAGAUUGAGCGUCAAUUUAUGAGACAAGAGUAUGGAGUUCCAAAAGAUGAAAGGUUGAGACAACUUCGAGACGAACAAAAACGCAAAACAGGAGGAACAUCUGACGAUGUUUCGAGAGCAACAGAUGACAUAAGUACCCUUCAAGCCAAGUUGGAACUGAGUGAGAACGAUAAUAAGAAGCUCAAAGAUGAGUUAAAUACUUUGACACAAGAACGAGACAAUCUUUUAAGUGAGAAAUGCGAGUUGCAACAAAAAAUUCAACGUAUGAGCGGUGAUUAUGAAGCUGUUCUCGAAGAAAAGGAAAAAUUGAAUUUGGUCAUUUCUGAUUUGGAAAAGAAAAUUGAAGAUUUGACCAAGCUACAGUUGGAGGUUGGUAAAGGGGAUACUGAUGAUAAGCGCUCCCGGAAACUGGAAGAAACCUUGCAAAAAUACCACGACAAUAACGAAAAUCUUAAAAUACGAAUUGUGCAUCUCGAGGAGGAGAAAACCAAUUUGAAGAAGGAACUGAGUGCUCGUAUCGAAAAAGAAAAGAAAACGCCUGGGAGUGAACAACAAGCUCGACAAAUCAGAAAAUUGGAACAAACCUUGCAAAAAUACCACGAUAAUAACGAGAAUUUGAAGCGUAAAAUUGCGUUUUUGGAGGCCGAUUACCAGGAAAAGCGAGUGGUGGAACUGGAGGAACAAGUUCAAAAGUGUCAGAUAAAUAACGAUGGGUUGAAACAAGUAACAGUGCAACUGGAAUCUGAGAUAAAGUAUUUAAAAGAAGAGCUUGGAACAUUUCUUCAAAAAGAAAAGAAAGUGACCCGGAAACGGCAAACUACAGCGUCCGAAAAAAACAAGCCCAAACAAUCGCUUUUUAUGCAGCCCCCAGUCUAUGCCAUGCCUGUUUUUAUACAACCACCUUUUGUGUCCUACGGGAAUUAUUUAGCGCCACAAGUUGCAAGUACUGGAACUGGUGGUGAUAUUGAACAAUUGUCCCACUUGGUGGAUAAGAUUCAGAGUAGUCUCGAUCAGCGUAGAAAAAAGGCACACAGUGAAAAAAGUGAUAGUGGGGAUGAGGCACUUUCAGAAGAAGUUGAAACGUUCGAUUUCAACCAAACAUUGGGCACAAGUCCAGCAAAGGACUCAAGUCUCACAAUUGAGAGAUUGAACAAACAACUGAUUUUGCAACAACAAACCAAAGAAAAAAUGGAUAUGUUACAAGAGAGCAUAAGGAAAACGUUGAGCGAGUUUGAGCAAGAAUUCGGCGAAAAGCCACCAGUCGGACAAACAGUAAGUGUUAGUGAAGGUUCGAGUGCUGUGGAACCCCCCACAGAGUCGACUGUGGACAAAAAUUCGUUUGAGAAGAAAAAAUAGUCGGUUUUGUGCCGUUUUUGUUUGUGAUCUGUCUUGUGCCGUCUUGUGAAAUAAAGUAUAAUUUUUUA